This is a messenger RNA of Tachysurus vachellii, 3070 nucleotides long. It is a transcript of the gene capn1b, whose product is annotated as calpain 1, (mu/I) large subunit b. NCBI's taxonomy places the organism in Eukaryota, Metazoa, Chordata, Actinopteri, Siluriformes, Bagridae. The record is from RefSeq and is a predicted model, not a curated record. Gene Ontology annotation, biological process: proteolysis. Gene Ontology annotation, molecular function: calcium-dependent cysteine-type endopeptidase activity; calcium ion binding. Gene Ontology annotation, cellular component: cytoplasm. Bases 247 to 2361 code for a protein of 704 amino acids. The transcript is spliced from 23 exons.
ACGCCCCCAAGGGUAGGGCUGUGCACUGCAGUAUACUGAGAUUGUAGUGUGCAAGAGAGAUGAAUUCAUCCAUCAUUUAAUCAUUUAAAUUAAUGUAAACAGCUGUGUAACAACCGGAGAGAGAAAUAGUGCUCCCCCUGCUGCCUGUGAAGGGAAUUUCCAUUACACGUAGACCACAGACGAGUCUCCACAGUGCCUGUUCUGGGGAAAUUUAUAUCGGAAAAGUGACAAACGACUCCUUUAAACAUGUACGUGUUCGGUGGGAUGUCAGCAAGAAUUCAGCACGACCGCCUGCGGGCAGAGGGCGCGGGGACCAACGAGCGAGCGAUCCCCUUCGCCAACCAGGACUACCAGGCACUGAAACAGGAGUGUUUGGAAAGCGGCAGUCUCUUCGAGGAUCCCUGUUUCCCCGCCCGGCCGCCAUCGCUCGGAUUCAAGGAGCUGGCGCCUCAUUCGUCUAAAACACGUGGUGUCGAGUGGAAGCGGCCCACCGAGCUGGUUUCUGAUCCUCAGUUCAUCGUGGGUGGAGCCACGCGUACCGACAUCUGCCAAGGAGCUCUGGGUGACUGCUGGCUGUUGGCUGCUAUCGCAUCUCUCACACUCAACGACAAUCUGCUACACAGAGUGGUUCCUCACGGCCAGAGCUUCACGGAAGAUUAUGCCGGGAUUUUCCACUUUCAGUUCUGGCAGUUCGGCGACUGGGUGGACGUCGUCGUUGAUGACCGCCUGCCUGUCAAGGACGGAGAGCUUGUUUUUGUGCACUCGGCCGAGGGGUCCGAGUUCUGGAGUGCCCUGUUGGAGAAAGCCUACGCUAAGUUGAACGGCUCAUACGAGGCUCUGUCCGGAGGCUCCACCACCGAGGGCUUUGAGGACUUCACAGGCGGAGUGUCUGAGAUGUACGAGCUGAAGUCAGCUCCCAGGGAUCUGCCUCGCAUUAUCACAAAGGCCCUGGAACGAGGAUCACUGCUCGGCUGCUCUAUAGACAUCACCAGUGCAUUCGACAUGGAAGCAGUAACCUUCAAGAAGCUGGUGAAAGGUCACGCCUACUCUGUGACAGGACUGAGAGAGGUGGAUUUCCGUGGUAACAGAGAAAGGCUGAUCCGUAUCAGGAACCCGUGGGGACAAGUCGAGUGGACGGGGGCGUGGAGUGACAACUCAUCUGAAUGGAACCAGAUCGAUCCGUCUGACAGAGAGGAGCUGAACUGCAAAACAGAGGACGGAGAGUUCUGGAUGUCGUUUCAGGAGUUUAAGCGCCAGUUCUCACGCUUGGAGAUCUGUAACCUGACACCGGAUGCACUGAGUGAUGACAGUCUGAGUUUCUGGAACACCAUCAAGUUUGAUGGGACCUGGAGGAGAGGAAGCACAGCGGGAGGCUGCAGGAAUCAUCCCAACACAUUCUGGACAAACCCACAGUACAAGAUCACACUGCUGGAGGAGGAUGACGACCCAGAUGACUCCGAGGUGGCCUGCAGCUUCCUGGUGGCAUUGAUGCAGAAAGACCGGCGGCGCUACCGUAAACAAGGCCAGGACGUGCACACCAUCGGCUUCGCCAUCUACGAGGUCCCAGAUGAGUUCCAAGGUUGCCAGAGCGUUCACCUGAAGAAGGAGUUUUUCCUCCGCCACUCGUCCUGUGCUCGUUCUGAGACCUUCAUCAACCUGCGGGAGGUGAGCACGCGACUCCGCCUGCCUCCAGGCGAAUAUAUCAUCGUGCCCUCCACGUUCGAACCCGGAAAGGAAGCCGACUUCGUCCUGCGUGUAUUUACAGAGAAACAGUCUGAGACAGAAGAGCUGGAUGACGAGGUGUCAUUCACGAUGGAUGAGGAGGAGGAGAUCACAGAGGAAGAUAUCGACUCCUCAUUCCGAAACAUGUUUGCUAAGCUUUCUGGUGAGGAUAUGGAGAUAUCAGUCUACGAGCUGCGGACCAUACUGAACAGAGUAGUGUCCAAACACCAGGAUCUGAAGACAGACGGGUUCAGUAUGGAGUCGUGCAGAGCGAUGGUGGCACUUAUGGAUAAAGACGGAAGUGCUCGACUGGGACUGGUGGAGUUCCAGAUCCUGUGGAAUAAGAUCAGGAAGUGGCUGGGAAUAUUCCGGGAAUAUGACCUGGACAAAUCAGGAACCAUGAGCUCGUAUGAGAUGCGCUUGGCCUUGGAGUCUGCCGGGUUUAAGCUCAACAACAAGCUGAACCAGGUCCUGGUGGCACGUUACGCUGACGAAAACGUGAUCGACUUUGAUAACUUCAUCUGCUGCCUGGUUAAACUGGAAGCCAUGUUUAGAUCCUUUAUGCAGUUGGACAAAGAAGGCUCUGGGUUUGCUGAGCUAAACAUCUCUGAGUGGCUGUACCUGACCAUGUGUGGCUAAGCUUCCCGAAGCUACACCAAGACAAUUCGGACGUCCACGAAGACCAGAAUCGGAGCGUCGAUCAUCAUAGGAUGGCGAGAGAACAGCCUUAACCACUUCACUGCUAACUAUACACACCUCGGAUACCUUAGUAUAUUAACGACUAUGCAACAUGAACCUCUUAGCCACAUCAAACUACACUAUUGUGUUGCACUCCAUACAAACACUCACAGCUGCAUGUGUAUUCAGAGCGAGUUAAUCCUGCACUGCGCCUAAGUGCAUGUCGUUCGUCUUAUUUCAUAGCCCUUGAUAACCUAGAAUAUAUUUUCUCUUAGUCAGAGUUGUGGAAUGUUUCUUUUUUUGUAGACCACUACAUAUCCAGUGCAUAUACACGGAACACUAUAUGAUUGGGUGUGUGCCGGGAAUCGGUCAGACCACAACGUCGUAACGUUCAGCAUGCACGUUACGAUCCUCUCCAACAGACUGAGAAGAUCAAUGUGAGAUAGAUUCAAAGCUAAAAGCAAAUCGUCUUCAAAUAGCACCAUGGUCGUACCUUGACCUCGGCACACAUCUGACGUUUCAGCGUGUGUGCGUGUCUAACCAUAUUGCAAGCGAAAAACCAAAUAGAUUUAAGUUUGCCAUUUUAGCCUUAAUGUUUUAUAGUUUUUCAUUCUGGGUCGUUUUCUCAUAACCUUGCUUAACAAUAAAGUUAUAUGGUUUAAAAAACAAA